Messenger RNA from Sclerotinia sclerotiorum 1980 UF-70, 594 nucleotides. RefSeq lists its product with no specific name. The transcript has 3 exons. Lineage: Eukaryota; Fungi; Ascomycota; Leotiomycetes; Helotiales; Sclerotiniaceae. The coding region runs from base 1 to 594 and encodes 197 amino acids. The record is from RefSeq and is a predicted model, not a curated record. Gene Ontology annotation, biological process: mycotoxin biosynthetic process.
AUGAGCAACAACGACACGCUGCAGGAUGAGAUGUGGGAUAGAAUUGAUACAAGCCCGCUUGUUGUGGCACUUGAUGAUGACUGGGCCACUGAGCAUCAGCUGCCACUAUCAGUUUUCCGGUUUCCAUGGGAUCCCGAAGCAAAAGGAAUUUACUUUUUGAAAGCAUUCCACGGACUACAUUGCCUGAAGGUAUUGCGCAAAGCCUUUAUCGAUUAUGAGCGCGGUAACCAAAUUGGAAGCUCUGCUGGUCAUGUCAAUCACUGUUUGGACGCACUGCGGCAAGAUAUGAUGUGCAAUGCAGACGACACGCCCAUGCCCAUGAACCAUUUCCCAAACAAAAUCGGCCACGAACAAGUUCGCAUGUGCAGGAACUUUGAUCAACUCAUACAGUGGACUAAAGAGCCUGAGAGACAUGCUUGUUACCAUCGUUGGAGUGAUUAUAAAGGACGAGUGAAAAAUAGGAUGGAGAUGUUUGCUUUUUGUGAAGAAGGAUCAGAGUAUUAUGGAAAGAUGCAACAAUACUUUGAUAAAUUUGGUCAUAAACCGCCGUUUGGAGAAGAUGACAAGGAUUUUCCGACAUGGGACUCGCGUUAA